ACACGCUCGUGCAUCAGCUUUAGAUGUGUGUAUGCUCCACGACAAAACACACAAUAACAAUAUAUGAUUAUUUUAGAUUACCGAGAUUUAAAUAAAACAACUGUAUUAAAAACAAAACAUCAACACAGUAAUCGAUAACUUCAAAACAGUAGAACGUCUUAGCAUCGCGACCGAGGUUCGUGUGGUAUAGUCGUUAGGUGUUAAAAUGAAGGAAAAAAAUGACUGUUGCGGUACAUUGUUUGGAUGUUUCCCUGAUUUCAAGCUGAGCAAAUCGAAACAGAAACAGACACCAGGUCAACAGGAGAGUCCUGGUACUGUGCAGACGUUUUACCGUCAAAACCGCGGAAAAUCUUGCAGGAAAAUCAUGCGUUUCAAUGAAUAUCCCAACAAAGUUCUUCUUUAUCCAGAAGAAGGUUGGGCAAGAAGUGCGGUUUCAAGUUAUUGGACAUUGACUCCGACCUGGUGGAACCGUGGCAAGUGUAAAGUUGUAGAAGUUACUGGAACCAGAAAGUACACAACUCUUGCCAAAAUGGUGGACAUCGAUUCCUGUAACCUCUGCAUUAUUGGCUCGUUUAAAAAACGUAUGGAUCCUGAUUUUAAAUUAUGCCUCACGUCCAAUGUGAGCACAGCUGACUUUAACAUGGGUUAUAGUCUGACCGGGUCACUUGAAUGUGGCUCCACGAAGAACAACAGCUUUCAGACCACGCAUUUUGCAGUUAUUCGAAGAAGGGAUUUCGACAUGAGUAGACCGUAAUAAUAAAAUAACAAUACGGAUUCACCUGAGGCACACGAGUUGAUGCUAAUGUACAUAAUACAUACAGUCAUAUUAUUAUUAUUAUAUACAUUAAACAUGUAUAAAUGUUUGUGAAAAUGUGAUCGUUACGUUAGUCAUACAAACCAGUCAAACGAAUUCGCUGUGUCUGCAUAAAAACAAACGAUUAUAUUUUUGUAGUGAACCAUGUCAUUUUUAUGUAAAUUUAGAUGCUAUAACGUUUGUCCAACACAACGGGAUUCACUGCCAAUUUCUUUUGGAUAAAUUUAACUUAUUUUGUGUAAUGCAUUACUGUAAAUAGAUAGUUGUAUAAUACGCGUUAGAUAAAUCGUAUUAUUUAGGUUGGUAUAAGAAAACUGCCAUGCAUUCGAAUGCGUUUACAUGUUUACGUUUCCUUUUGUUUUACACAACAUUAUUAUGUUUAGUAUAUUUUCAUUCAUUAACUUGUUGCACUUUUUAACAUAAUUUAAUCAAUCAAAAUUAUUAUAAUUGAGAAGUUCUAUAAUUUAAGUUUGCACGUAGUGGGUUUGGAGGCAAAAAUAUUGCUAACAUAUUACUUAGCUCCAAUUAAACACAUUUCUACAAGUUAAAUAUAAUUUUUUUUUUUUUUGAUGUGGACAAUAAACGGUUUUAGAACAUCAUUAAUAAUAAUAGAUACACAAAUUUAAGUUCAGUUAUUAAAAACAAAUUAGUGAAACUAAUAAAAAGUAGAGUAGUGUAAAAAUGUUGGAAGUAAAAAUGACUAAUGAGCAUUAGUACCUAGUUGUCACGAUGUGCUAUGCUCUUUUAAUAGGAUUUGAACUUCUAUCCUACUUACUGGAUGUACAAGUAAUGAAACUUAAUUUAAUUAAUUCUUUUAUUUUAUUUUCAUCAUUACCUAUAUUUUUGUAUAAAACUUCUUAAAAAAUGAACUGAACUGUUAUAAUCUCAUUAGUCAUUAUAUAUUAUUUUGGGCCUGCUUCUUUUGUAUUAUUAUCUGCAUACAAAAAAAAAGACGUUCUUAUAUCCCUCUGGCAGAGUUUGACAUAUUACGGUAGUAUUCAAAUUCAGUAUUCAAUAAACUUCCGAGAAAACUAAAAAAAGUCUGUGACUGUCGCAAGUUUUGUUUCAGUUCUCAGGUUUGUAUAUUAAGUUUUUAGAUUUCCAAUGCAUUAUGGUGUAAAUUUGUCUCGUUUUAUGUACUUUUUUUUAUGUUGUAAAACUAACGUACUAACAUCGUACGUGAGAUGGUUUCUAUCACCGAAACGUGAUUUUAUAUCAUGUAUUUAUACUUCAUAUGACUUAUUGACUUCGGGUUUAUUCAAAAUAACCAUUUCCUCCUUUUUUUUAGUAUUAUAUAUUAUAAUUUUUUCAUAUAAAUGGAUAUUAUACCAACUUACAUUUAGUUAAAACCCAUUUAAUUGUUAAUAUUAUUAUAAGUAUUAUAAUUUUUUAUAAUUAUAACACUAAUGCCUAAAUUUUCAAAACUUUUUUUUUGUUGCUUAAAAUCUAGUUAAAAAAAUGGAUGACAAACCAUGACAUUAUCAGACAACCCGUCCAACAAUAUUAUUAUUGAUGUCAUUAUUGUUGAAUUUCAGUUUUUCGACUGAAGUACACUCAAUCAUUAAAUAUAAGUGGUUUUAUAACCGAAAUCCCUAUAAUAUAAUAUGUUCAUUUGAAUUGUUU
Molecule: messenger RNA, 2437 nt
Organism: Adelges cooleyi (spruce gall adelgid)
Lineage: Eukaryota; Metazoa; Arthropoda; Insecta; Hemiptera; Adelgidae
Exons: 4
Coding region: 206-754 (182 amino acids)
Source: RefSeq, a predicted model, not a curated record